Molecule: messenger RNA, 1355 nt
Organism: Acinonyx jubatus (cheetah)
Lineage: Eukaryota; Metazoa; Chordata; Mammalia; Carnivora; Felidae
Gene: INIP
Product: INTS3 and NABP interacting protein
Exons: 5
Coding region: 215-529 (104 amino acids)
Biological process (GO): DNA repair
Cellular component (GO): nucleoplasm; SOSS complex; nucleus
Source: RefSeq, a predicted model, not a curated record
CUCCAGUGUACGUCAGGCAGGAGGCGGAAGCGUAGCGGGGGCGGGAAGGUUGUAGGGCUGCACGUUGGGCUCUGUUUGCCCGUGUUUAAGUGGUCGCGCCCCCUUUGAGAGAGCGAUCUGGACGCGUGGAGGGUCCUGGACGCUUUCGUGGUCCGGGAGAUUGGAAAUUGCUGACCAGUUGCCACUGAACAUAGUUGAAGCAAAAUAGGAAGAUAUGGCAGCAAACUCAUCAGGACAAGGUUUUCAAAACAAGAACAGAGUUGCGAUCUUGGCAGAACUGGACAAAGAGAAAAGAAAAUUACUCAUGCAGAACCAAUCUUCAACAAAUCAUCCUGGAGCUAGCAUUGCACUCUCGAGACCCUCUCUUAAUAAGGACUUCCGGGAUCAUGCUGAGCAGCAGCAUAUUGCAGCCCAACAAAAGGCAGCUUUGCAGCACGCACAUGCACAUUCAUCUGGAUACUUCAUAACUCAAGACUCCGCAUUUGGGAAUCUUAUUCUUCCUGUCUUACCUCGCCUUGACCCAGAGUGAAGAAAAUAUUUGUAGCAAAGGCAACUAUAUCAGAUGCCAAAGCUACUAUCAUUUAGUGCUAUACAAACUGUGACUUACAGAAUUUUGGCGAACUUUUAUACUUUUUGCUUCUUUGAAAGAAAGGUAUGUGUAAGUGAAAGCAGAAGAGGAGGGUCACCAGGAGGAUGCGAGCUUUGGGAAGUGUGGUCGCUGAGGAACUGAUGAUGCUACCUGUCACUGUUUUGUCACACAGAACAGUUCGGUUUUAGCUCCAAAUCAGACUCUGGAUUGGAUGGUCCCAUACAUUCACCCCCCCGCCCCCAACUAGGUGGCCUGAAUAUAUCAUUGUCCACAAUAGACUUUCAUGAACCAUUUAUAUAUAGUACUUAACUUUAAAAAAAUGAGGGUGCUUUUAAAAAUGUGAACUAAUGGACUUAAAUAAGUUACAUUUAUAUUUGCUGUUUAUAGAAUUGCUAUCAGUGUAUCUUUUGUGUUUAUAGUCAACAUGUCGUCCUGAAAUCUUUAACUCAUAACUGUCUCUCCUGUUUUCAUUUUCAAAGAAAAUCUAAGAUACAAUUAAGUUACCAACAAAUCUUAAACAUCUUUUAUAAACCUAUGCCACUAUAAAUUAUGUGACUAAAUGCUAUUAAAAACAGUGAUAAGAGGGGUGCCUGGGUGGCUCAGUCUGGUUGAGCCUCCGAUUUUGGCUCAGGUCAUGAUCUCAUGUGAGUUCGAGCCCCGCGUCUGGCUCUGUGCUGGCAGCUCAGAGCCUGGAGCCUGUUUCACAUUCUGUGUCUCCCUCUCUCUGACCCUCCCCCGUUCAUGCUCUCUCUCUGUCUCAAAAAUA